CUUAUCCAUACCUAUCAGGCUUUCAAUUGUUUCUCUGUGUGUGUAUGUAUAAAUGCAUGUAAUUCCUUCACAGGUCCAGGCUCCAUCAAUGGCAGACGCCUUCAAAGGAAACUCGUUUGCCUUCACCAGCUAUACCACUCAGUUCCAAUCAUCACCACUCACUCCUCUCAGAGAAGCCCUUCCCCUUCUCAGCCUCAGUCCUAAGAAGCACCACCACCACCGCUACCAUCUGCAGCAGCAGCAGCAGCCUUCCUGCAGUGCCUUCGAGGAAGGCGAUUACAAGAGCAAGCGGUCAAAUGGCGGAGAGAAUGUGGAGGAAGCUGUGAGUGUGGCACUCCGCAUAGGUCUCCCGAGCCUCAGCGAAGCCGAUCUCAUCUCCAGGGUCUCUUCUACUUCAGUGAGUGAAGACAAGGAGUGCCAAAAAGGAGGUGGUGGUGGUGAUGGUAAUCCUUUUGCUCUCUCUAGCGUAGGCAAGCUCACCAGAGGCCAGUAUUGGAUUCCCACCCCCUCUCAGAUCCUCAUUGGCCCUACCCACUUCUCUUGUCCUGUUUGCUGCAAGACCUUCAACAGAUACAACAACAUGCAGAUGCAUAUGUGGGGGCACGGGUCGCAGUACCGGAAGGGACCGGAGUCGCUGAGGGGGGCGCAGCCCACGGCGAUGCUGCGGCUGCCGUGCUACUGCUGCGCGCCGGGGUGCAGGAACAACGUCGACCACCCGCGAGCCAAGCCGCUCAAGGACUUCCGGACUCUACAGACUCACUACAAGCGGAAGCACGGGAUCAAGCCAUUCGUGUGCCGCAUGUGCGGCAAGGCCUUGGCGGUCCGCGGCGACUGGCGCACCCACGAGAAGAACUGUGGCAAGCUGUGGCGCUGCACCUGCGGCUCCGACUUCAAGCACAAGCGAUCUCUCAAGGACCAUGUCAAGGCGUUCGGGCGCGGGCACGCGGCCCACGGUCUCCACCGCUUAGACGAGGAGGAGGACGAGCCGUCAUCUGAGAUCGAGCAACAUAGUCAUCAGGUUCAGCAGCAGCAGCAGCAGCAGUAGGGAAGGAGAUGAUAAGAGUCCCAAAUCCAUCCCUUCUUAUGUUCUUGUUCUUCUGCAGAGCUGAGAUCAUAGUCUGAUAGUAUUAAUCCUCAGCUAACUGCAUCACGUUCCCAUCCUCUGCACUCACUCAGCUUUUUGUUCGGUGGAUGUGAUGCUUUCGUGCUUUUGCAUGGUGGAUAUGUACGUCGGUUCAUGGAUGGAACAUAAACCAUGAAUUAUUCAGAUCGAA
Messenger RNA from Musa acuminata AAA Group (dessert banana), 1274 nucleotides. RefSeq names its product zinc finger protein WIP2-like. The transcript is spliced from 2 exons. Gene Ontology annotation, molecular function: DNA-binding transcription factor activity. The record is from RefSeq and is a predicted model, not a curated record. Gene Ontology annotation, biological process: anatomical structure development; regulation of gene expression. Lineage: Eukaryota; Viridiplantae; Streptophyta; Magnoliopsida; Zingiberales; Musaceae. Bases 53 to 1045 code for a protein of 330 amino acids. Gene Ontology annotation, cellular component: nucleus.